CAGCUUCUUUUUGGCAGGCUACUUUUUUGGUGUUGAACGAAGGAGUGUGGAAGAAUUUGAUUGACAGAUCAAGCUAAACUAAUCCAGAGGAAGUUGACUAUUAAACAUCAGAGGUGACAACAUGUCCUGGUUGUCUCCAGUCCAGUGGGCCAAAUGGACGUGGUCAGCGGUGACUGGAGGUGCAGGGGAUGAUGGGCAGCCCAGAUGGGAAGAUGGCAGAGGGAACAAUUCAGACUCAGAGGGGAGCUUUGAAACUCCAGAGGCAGAGUCCCCCGGUGUUGUGAAGCUGCCAAGCCAACUGGACAAUUCCAGCCACAUAGUUCUUCCUGAUGUUACACGCCACUUUGUGGACAAAAACUCCGAUCAGGAUGUUGUUACAGGUUUAUCUCAGGAGGUGGACUCCCUGAACAACCCUACCAUCUCCUUGGAUAACAACAGGACCUUUGGUUUGGAUCAGAACCUUAAUUUGACCCUAAGCCCCAAUUCCAGUCCAGGAGAAGGCCUCGCCCUGUCCUCUUCUCUGCCCCAGCCUCAAGUUCUCCGGCCACCAUCACUGUCUGUCAUCUCCCCGUUGAACAAACCUGAUCCUACGGAGGUCGACGACGAGGCGCUGCUGACAUCCGACUCCAGCCCAGACUCAAACUUGAUCCCCAGUCAUGACAUUUGUGUGGACCCUGAUUUACUCAAUGGCAACAUGAACUCUGAUACUGUGCUGUCAAAUACAAAACUGCCCUGUGAGACCAACAACACGAUUAUCACGUUCUCUACUGCACUUUGCUCUCGUCAUUACAUCUGCCCACAAGUACACACGUAUGUGGAUAUGGUCUGGUUUGUGUUAACACUUAUGUUGUUAUUGGCCUUCUUAUUCAGGAACUCCUGUAAAAUGAAGCAGAACCAGGUGAUGCAAAAGGAUUUAAAUGGACAGGGCGUCCACCGUGGAGGCUAUGCCACAGACGAGGAGAAGCUGGCAAGCAGUGCAGGUGUGAAACCGGACCAAAGCACCCAAGACCGCCAUGUGACAUCCAAGCCGGACAAUUUCUUCUGCUCUCAGCAGUACGAGGACACAUACAAACCAAAGAACAAGUCGGAGGGAAGUGGAGUGCAGAAAACAAGAAGUCCGGUCCUGGAUUCCAUCUCCAUCAGUGAGGCAGAAAAACAGGCCGUUCUCACCCUCAUUAGGGAGGAGAUCAUCACUAAAGAGGUGGAAGUCAAUGACUGGAAGAGCAAGUACGAGGACAGCAGACAAGAAGUCAAUGAGAUGAGGAAGAUAGUUGCAGAAUAUGAGAAGACAAUCGCUCAAAUGAUCGAAGACGAGCAGCGCAACAAGCAGAGCUCCCAGCAGGCCUUGCAUGCAGUGAUGGCGGACAAGGAAGCCGCUGUAGCAGACCUGACCUCCGUGGAGCGCUCCCUGUCUGAUAUGUUUCGACGCUAUGAAACUAUGAAGAACACCUUGGAGGGCUUUAAGAGGAAUGAAGAGGUGCUGAAGAAGUGUGCUCAGGAGUAUCUGACCAGAGUGAAGCAGGAGGAGCAGAGAUACCAGACACUUAAACUCCAUGCUGAGGAGAAACUAGACAAGGCCAAUGAGGAGAUCGCUCAGGUGCGUGCGAAGGCGAGCUCAGAGAACACAGCGCUGACCGCCAGCCUGAGGAAGGAGCAGAUGAGGAAUGAAUCUCUGGAACACGCUCUGCAGCAGAAGAAUCAAGAAAUUGAAGAGCUCACUAAGAUCUGUGACGAGCUGAUUGCCAAAAUGGGAAAAAUAGACUGAACAGUACUUCCUGUGAAUCAGCCACCACCCUGCCUUCUCGUCCUGCCUACAGUGACAUCAAGUGCAUGCCCCCAGCCAAGACGCAGAUCUUAUACCAUGCGCCAACCCUGCAUCUCAGAAGCUGCUUAUGUACAGAUGUCUAAGUUCUCUACACUACGAUUGCACUACAUGUGACCUGACUCAAGAAGGUUCUGUACAUGUCAGUCAUUGUUGGGGCUUUGUUAUAUGCGGCCGCUUCGUUUGUCUUUAGUUCUGAUUAUGAGGUCAUCUGGACCCAUUGCACUUUUGUCCAUCAUGCCAGUGAACAACAACAUGCUUGUGACUCAACUUGAAUUCCCAGCAGUUUAUCAGUUUAAAUUCCCAGAAAUUCCUUUUGUGGGAUGACUUCAGAUUGAAUGCAGGCUGGAGAGCUGUUAUAGAGUUACAUUUGGGCUUGUUCUUUCAUGUGGUUUUGAUGAGUAUUGAGAUACAUUAAAGCAACAAUCCAUCAAUAAAUUUUUAUAAUGUAAACAAGAAGAGAGAAGCUCAGGGGAAUUGUGGGGCAGAGUGAGGUCAGGGUUAAACUCAAGCUUCACGGGGGGGGGAGGAUUUAAGAUUAUUUGAGGAAAUACAGUAGUCCUUGUUCAAGAGCAGCACUGAAACCAGAAUGAGUCUCGACCACGUCAGUGAAGCUGCAGCUGUAAAACAUUCACAGUGUUUGCUUUACCUUGUUUACACUACGACAUAGUUGGGAUUCUGAACAGCUGAAGUAACUACAUGGUGUGUGUCAGUCACAGAGGUGUGUAAUACCCUGACAAUCCUAGACUUUACUGUGAUGUAUGAACUUUAAUGGCAUUGUCUUGUCCAAUCCACAAAAUCAAUACAGAGAGGGACCGAAAUCAUCUGAACCAGUGUACAUUAACUAUUCUGUGAUAAGUGUCCUGAACAUCUUGAUCAAAUUAAAACACAGUUAGCAAUGCAAGUGCUCCAAUGUGUCAACAGUUCUUCUGUUUUUUAAUCACAUUUACCUCUUACCACAAAGGAAAUAAGGAAUUUGACAGCUUUGUAAAAGGUUUUGUCUGCUGCUUACUGCGUGUGUCAUGAGCUCUGGAUUUACAGCAGUGCACUAGUUGUGCAACACAUAAAUCUGUUUCUUUGCAUGUUAAGUUUCAUAGAUGUUUCCAGCACACGGCUUUAGUAAUAACUUAGGCUGGGACUUAGUGGCUUGAUUAUCAGUGAAAAUAUUUAAUUACUGGUUCUGGUUUUAAAAUUCAUUUUUUUAAAUACUAGCUUUUUUCUACAGAAGACAUUUUCUUUCCAUUCAACAAAAUAAGCCACAUUUUUGGCCUCAAUACAAAACAGUAUGCAAUUCAAAUCAGGAAUCAUGGACUGGACAAAGAAACUGAAACAAGUUCUAAUUGUAUUACUUUAUAGUUUUCACUAAUCACUUCAGUGGAGUCAGUCAUUUGUAAAGUUUGAAUGUCCAGCCUCUUUACCACUGUGUGCAUCCACUUUUGACACAAGCCCACCAACAUGCUGCUGUUUAUAUUUGUGCCAUUCUAAUGUCCUGUCACCUCUUGUUACACAGCUGGUUUGUUGUUUAUAAAAUAUUAUUCAGUUUGAAUUUGUAAAUUAUACAUGUCAGUCUCACACUUGUACUGAUACAUUGGGGACUGUGUGUAGAGCUGCUGAAUAAACAUAAAUACAGUAUAAUUUGUUCUAUAA
Molecule: messenger RNA, 3469 nt
Organism: Monopterus albus (swamp eel)
Lineage: Eukaryota; Metazoa; Chordata; Actinopteri; Synbranchiformes; Synbranchidae
Product: transforming acidic coiled-coil-containing protein 1-like
Exons: 14
Coding region: 122-1765 (547 amino acids)
Biological process (GO): mitotic spindle organization; cerebral cortex development; nuclear migration
Cellular component (GO): cytoplasm
Source: RefSeq, a predicted model, not a curated record